Messenger RNA from Neoarius graeffei (lesser salmon catfish), 1717 nucleotides. RefSeq names its product podocalyxin-like 2 (gene podxl2). The transcript is spliced from 8 exons. Lineage: Eukaryota; Metazoa; Chordata; Actinopteri; Siluriformes; Ariidae. Bases 1 to 1704 code for a protein of 567 amino acids. The record is from RefSeq and is a predicted model, not a curated record.
AUGGGGAAGAUCAUGGGAAGUGCAGUGCUGUGGAAAGUGCUUGAAGGUGACAUCCAGCAUCCUCACUUGACUAGGAAAUGGGCUGCAGGCUCCUCUCUUGUGCUCAUCACAUUUUCUAAAGUUCUUAAUGGCAAUCCAACACCUCUGUCCAGCUCCUCAGCUUCAUCACAACCCAUUCUGGAUGGUUCUUUUGGUCUGGAUGAACAUGAUGGUAUUCUUCGGGAUGCAGAAAAUCCUGGUUUGGUCGAAAGUUCCCAGGAAAAUUCUGGGUUCUUCAGUGAGGAUGGUGAGGAAAAUAAGGGUCCUCUGGCAUUGCGAAAGUGGGAUGUUCAAAAGGAGCUCAACUCCAGUUUGGAUGCAGAUUCUUUGAUAGGUUAUAAUCCAUCCUCCACUCGUCCUUCGUCUCUCACUCUCCGCAAGGCUCCCAAGAAGCUUAAUUCCUCCUCAUCUUUCUUCCUCCCUGCGGUUAAAGCUCCGGACCCAGAACAAUGGCAGAGCGAGUUUGAGGCCAGCGGUUUUCCAGUUCAUUCUUCCUCUCCACUGUCUACCACAGCUGUCACUUCACUCAUACACUCCUCCAUCACUGAGUCCAUGGCUGGGUUCUUUGGAACAAACAGCUUCCUGCCUGAAGCCACAGAUGGUGCUGACAGCCCUGAGGAGGACUUUGAUGAUGUCCGAGAGAACAUCCUCACCCAGGCACCUACCGUUCCAGAAAUAGGGGUGUUCCCUAGCCAAGUGCCCUUACAGCCUGAUGAUUCCCACCAGGAUGACUCAGAGGAGCAGGAGGAAAAUGAAGAGAUUGUGCUGUUCCCAACUGAGGUAGCUGGACAGGAGGUAGAUGUUUGGAAGCCUCCUUCUUCAGCAGAUUCGGACACGCCUAUUGUGGCCUUCACUGAGACAGCCUGGCACAAAGCAGGGGAAGAUGAUGAUGAUGAUGAUGAUGAUGAGAAGGAGUCUGAGUUUCGUCAUGGAGGCACUGAUUAUCUGUCAGAGACAGACCUGCCUGGUUCCCAAGAAACAGUGCAGGUAAUGUGUGUUGACUGGAGUGAUCUGGGAGGAAAAGGCUAUGUCAUCCUCAACAUGUCAGAGGAUUAUGAUUGUAAUACGUUUCGUGUGGAGAGUGGGGACAGGCUGCUGGAGAUGCUGGAGAGCACAUUCUCCAGGAAGAUGAACAGUCCUCAUGGCUCAUGGUUCAUCUCACUGAGCAAACCCACCAAACAGGAACAUCAGCUUCUCAUGAUGCUUACCAAUGAGCAGGGUGUCAUUGCUACUAAAGAUUUGCUGUCAAUGCUGGGAGAAGUAAGGAGAGAAUUGAACGAGAUUGGUAUUCAGAACUUCUCCAGCGUGAGCACGUGCCACUCCAGACCCAGCCAGACGCGCAGCGAUUACGGCAAACUGUUUGUCGUGUUGGUGAUAAUCGGCUCAGUGUGUGUGAUCAUCAUUGCAUCUGGGCUCAUUUACAUCUGCUGGCAGCGCCGCCUUCCCAAAAUGAAGAGCAUGUCACGCGGCGAAGAGCUCCAUUUUGUGGAGAACGGCUGUCAUGACAACCCCACGCUGGACGUGACAAGCGAUGGCCAACCGGAGCCACAGGAGAAGAAGCACAGCACCAAUGGCGUGCCAGCAGGCUCUGGAGCUUGGCAAGGCAUGCCAAACAAGUCAGGCAAAGAGGAGGAAGACAAUCAAGAGGAGGACACCCACCUCUAAUAAGGAGGAGAAC